UUUAUCCCCAACAUAUCUAUCAAAAUGUUAUCAAAGUACCAAUCCUGUGUAUACAAUACCUAACACAUUAACAUCUAAGGCUAAGCAAAUCAUAAAGACAGAAUUUAAUUGAGGUAAAAAAAAAAAGUCUACAUCUGCUCUUGUCUUUCAAAUAUAAUUUAAACUUUAAAUAAAAGAGCGUUUAUGAAGGAAUAUAGGUCGGCAUGGUCAAUCUGGACAGGAUUUUGGGUCAGCCAAAUAAAAGAGGAUGAAUUGAAAUCCCGCACGAUCCUCCAUUCAAAACUCGCGCCCUCUAGAUCAUCAAGCAAGAAGCAACAGUGUUCAAUGUGAUAGUGGUGAGCGGUGUAGCGUGGAUGUGUGCGUCCAUCAAUCUUUCGCAGCUACGCCUUUCCGUGAGGCGGCUGGAGCAGGAAAUCGCCGAGCCGUGCUGCAGAGAGGAAAGGAUGGCAGGUGGUGCCGCGGUGAGCACUCCCAACACAUGCAGGAGGAAAGAAAGGAUGGCAGGUGGUGCCGCGGUGAAAACUCCCAACACAUGCAGGAGGAAAGAAAGGAUGGCAGGUGGUGCCGCGGUGAACACUCCCAACACAUGCAGGAGGAAAGUGAGUACCUGCUUCAUUACAUCAUGUGCCCUCUAUUUUGGAUUUUUUUUUUUUCAUUUCAACGGAAACCUGUUGCCUGCCUUUCUCCUGUCAGCUUCCCACGAAUCUGUGAAGGAAAGAAAGGAUGUGCUUCCAUGGUAUCGUGUCAGUAGUGUUAUCCAUUGAAGGAUUAGUUUAAACCUUUUUCCAAUGCGUUGUUUUUGUCUCCCAUG
Scylla paramamosain (green mud crab) is the source of this 811-nucleotide messenger RNA. RefSeq lists its product as uncharacterized. The transcript has 4 exons. The record is from RefSeq and is a predicted model, not a curated record. Lineage: Eukaryota; Metazoa; Arthropoda; Malacostraca; Decapoda; Portunidae. The coding region runs from base 354 to 764 and encodes 136 amino acids.